AUGGCAAUUAAUAGUGUGAUAAGAUUGCAUCUUCUUAUUGUAAUAUUGUUGAAGCUCAUUGAACUUCCUAAUUUACAUGCUCAGGAUGAUCAAGCAGGAUUCAUAAGCUUAGAUUGUGGGCGACCUAAUGGUGGGUAUACAGACAGGGAUACAGGGUUGAGAUAUAAUUCAGACAAUGACUUCAUAGACACUGGAGUAAGCCAAAUAGUCGCCCCUGAAUUAAAAGGAGAGACUUUGUAUCAACAAUAUCUGUAUCUUAGGAGCUUCCCAAAUGGAACUAGAAACUGCUACACUUUGAACACUCCUCCUCAAGCGAAGGGAAAAACGUUCCUAGUAAGGGGGAGAUUCUAUUACGCAAACUACGAUAACAAGCAUUAUCCCCCUAUUUUCGAUCUUCAGAUCGGGGUUGACGUGUGGGGCACCGUUGAAAUGUUCAACGAGGGUCAACCAGUAGACAAAGAGAUCAUGUAUACACCAAAGUCAGAUUUUAUUCAAGUUUGUCUUAUCAAUACCAACUCUGGAAUCCCUUUCAUAUCGGCUCUAGAGAUAAGGCCUUUCAGUGAUGAUACCAUUUACAAGUCGACAGAUUAUUCUCUCAAGUAUCGUGGAAGGUGGGACUACGGUUCAACAAACGCUAACUGGUAUAGGUAUAAAAACGACAUCUAUGACCGCAUUUGGAUUCCUGUGAACAUAAUAAACAAUACUAGGCUCACAACCGAGUCUCCCAUCGCACCUAAUAAAUACCAGCUCCCUCUCCUUGUCAUGAAUACGGCCAGCUCUCCCCAAAACCCAAACGAUUCCUUGGUUGUUUCAUGGGGCCCAUUUAAUAUUAGUGAUCAACUUUAUGUUUACUUACACUUUGCCGAGCUCACUCCCUUGGCUUCGCGAGCAUUUGACAUUUAUAUCAACGGAAAGCUCGUUCAGACAUCUUAUUCUCCCAAGUAUCUCCAGACAGAAACUAUUGUGGUACCAUUAAUAGAUGUUAGCUCAACUUAUGUAUUAUCUCUAAAUCGGACCAACAAUUCUUUGCUACCUCCUCUCUUGAAUGUCUUAGAGGCUCACUCAAUCAAGAAAGCAAGCAAUACUCAGACCACUGAUACUGACGUUGGUGCUAUUAUGGGGAUUAAGUCAACAUACAAGGUGUUGAAAAACUGGCAAGGGGACCCUUGUGGUCCUAAACCAUUUCUUUGGGAUGGGAUCGUGUGCAGUUACAAGAAUCUCAAUCCACCACAAAUCAUUUCCUUGAACUUAUCUUCAAGUGGGUUGACUGGGGAGAUAUCUCCUUUCAUUAUGAAUCUCACGUCAUUACAAACUUUGGAUUUGUCGAACAAUAAUCUAUCUGGGAAUGUUUCAGAUUUUCUACCUCAAUUUGGUUUGUUGCGCAUCUUAAAUUUGAGUGGAAACAACUUUACAUGUCCAAUGCCACAAUCACUCCAAGGAAAGAUAAGUGAUUAUUGCAAUGUAAAUUCAACAUUAAUAACAACACCAACACCAAGCAAGGCUGGUCAUAAUUAUACUAUUAUUGCAAUAGUUGCUUCUGUUGGCGGGUUCAUAUUUCUUAUAGUUGCUGUUUCAAUUCUCCUGUAUUGCAUUUGCAUUAAAAGGAAAACAAACCAGACAACAACAAAAACAACAACUGUGCAAAGCCCGAGGAUUAGCUUUAACAAAGGCAGUUCUAAAUUUCAGAUUAAGAAUUGUCAAUUUAGUUACUCUGAGAUUUUGAAUAUCACAAACAACUUCCAGACGUUUCUGGGCAAAGGAGGCUUUGGAACAGUCUAUCUUGGCUAUGUCGGAAACACCACGGUUGCUGUUAAAAUGCUUUCUGAGUCAUCCACACAAAGUUACAAGGAAUUUCAAGCCGAGGCUAAGUUCUUGGUGAGUGUUAAUCAUAAGAAUUUGACUUCUGUCCUCGGCUAUUGCGACCAAGAUGAUAAAAUGGGACUUGUCUACGAGUUCAUGGAAAAAGGAAAUCUAGAAACUCAUUUAUCAGGUAAGAGAAGCUCACAAAUAUUGAGUUGGGAGGAAAGACUUCGAAUAGCAGUCGAUGCAGCACAAGGAUUGGAGUAUUUGCACAACGGCUGUAAGCCAAUGAUAAUCCACAGAGAUAUUAAGUCUUCCAAUAUCUUACUAAACGAGAAAUUUGAAGCAAAGCUGGCUGAUUAUGGGUUAUCGAAGACAAUCCCCGUAGAAGGAAACAAUUAUAUCUCCACGGUUGUUGUUGGCACUCCUGGUUACGUUGAUCCUGAGUACUAUGUUACAAAUAGGGUGACAGAAAAGAGCGAUGUUUAUGGUUUUGGAAUCGUCCUCUUGGAGAUAGUGACGGGGAAGUCCGCAGUGUCAAGGAGGCAAGGCGACACCCAUAUAAUUCAAUGGGUGGGUGGAAUGAUAUCAACAGCGGAUGCUAAUCAGAUUGCUGAUAAUAGGCUAAGGGGAGAUUUUGACACAAAUUGUUUAUGGAAACUUGUGGAAUUGGCAAUGGCUUGUGUUUCGCGAGAAUCGGUGAGGAGGCCAAACAUGACUCAAGUUGUGAUGGAGCUAAAGGAGUGUUUGGCAAGCGAGAUAGCUCGUCACGACACAAGAUCAAUGGGUUCGGUUAGUGGCGGUUUUAUGUCAAUGGGGCUAGUGAGUAAUGGGCAGCUAACGGGUCCUCUUGCAAGGUAAAAAAUAAAGAAAGAA
This is a messenger RNA of Impatiens glandulifera, 2676 nucleotides long. Its product is annotated as probable LRR receptor-like serine/threonine-protein kinase At1g05700. The record is from RefSeq and is a predicted model, not a curated record. Gene Ontology annotation, molecular function: protein kinase activity; protein binding; ATP binding. Bases 1 to 2661 code for a protein of 886 amino acids. Gene Ontology annotation, biological process: protein phosphorylation. NCBI's taxonomy places the organism in Eukaryota, Viridiplantae, Streptophyta, Magnoliopsida, Ericales, Balsaminaceae. The transcript has 12 exons.